CCAAAAUAUUAGACUCCUCUCUCUCUCUCUCUCUCUCUCUCUCAACAUGUCUGCUCAAGUGAUGCCCGAGCAAACCCUUCAGGGAAUUCAUGUGAUGAGCCGAGAAAAUACCUCUCUCACCCCUAAAAGGUUGGAAGGAAAAGUUGCAAUUGUAACAGGCGGUGUUAGAGGGAUUGGGGAGGCCACAGUGAGGCUCUUCAUCAAACAUGGAGCCAAAGUAGUCAUUGCAGAUGUUGAAGAUGCCACUGGUACUGCCUUAGCCAACUCACUAUGUCCCUCAGCAACCUAUGUGCAUUGUGAUGUAAGCUCAGAAGAAGAUGUCGAAAACCUGGUCAACUCAACAGUCUCCCUCUAUGGUCACCUCGACAUUCUUUGCAACAAUGCUGGGGUUCUAGGAAACCAAGCAAAGAGGAAGAGUAUCGUCAAUUUUGACCCAGAUGAGUUUGACCAUGUCAUGUGUGUCAACGUUAAAGGAGCUUGUCUUGGGAUGCAACAUGCGGCUCGAGUGAUGGUUCCUAGAAGAAGUGGGUGCAUAAUUUCCAUGGCUAGUGUAGCUGGUGUCAUGGGAGGGCUUGGACCUCAUGCUUACACAGCUUCAAAACAUGCCAUUGUGGGAUUGACAAAGAAUGUGGCAUGUGAAUUGGGAAGGUAUGGGAUUAGGGUUAAUUGUGUUUCGCCUUUUGGGGUGGCCACUUCCAUGCUUGUCAACGCGUGGCGGAGUUGCGAGGAAGAUGAGGAAAUGGUGGAUUUAGGGUUGCCUCAAGAGGAAGAAGUGGAAAAAAUGGAGGAAAUAGUGAGAGGGUUGGCUAACCUAAAGGGUGCAACCCUAAGGGCUAAAGAUAUAGCUGAGGCUGCACUUUAUCUAGCCAGUGAUGAAUCCAAGUAUGUGAGUGGUCACAAUCUUCUUGUUGAUGGUGGGUUUACUACCUCAAAUAAUUGUGUAGGGCUGUAGUUAGGGAAGUAAGAAAAUGAAAAAAGAUGAUCAAAUUAAUUGAAUCGGAUCAAAUUGAUUACAUUUGAUUUAUUUUUUUUAAUAAGAAU
Camellia sinensis is the source of this 1041-nucleotide messenger RNA. Its product is annotated as short-chain dehydrogenase reductase 2a. NCBI's taxonomy places the organism in Eukaryota, Viridiplantae, Streptophyta, Magnoliopsida, Ericales, Theaceae. Gene Ontology annotation, molecular function: oxidoreductase activity, acting on the CH-OH group of donors, NAD or NADP as acceptor. The record is from RefSeq and is a predicted model, not a curated record.